CAUUAGCAGCGGUAGCAAUAACAGCAGUAGCAACAGCAGCAGUAGCAUUAGCAGCAGUAGCAACAACAGCAGUAGCAUUAGUAGUAGUAGCAACAGCAGCAGUAGAAACUGCAGCAGGAGCAUUGCUGUUGGCAAAUAACGACUGUAUGAGCACAUGGAUGAGUGGGGAGGAGGAGGAGGUGGUCACAGUGAGGCUAUGGAAGUGAGACCCAUAUGAAUAGCAAGGUGUAUAACGUUAAUUCUCAUGCCCUUUAUUUACGCAGGAAAGCCUCGCCGAAUCUCAAGGUUCAUUUUCAGGAGGGUCCCCCAUUCAGUCACAUUAAACGAGUGUUUCAGAAUCAGAAUAUUUAUUUGUACUGCCGGAGGAAUCCGAUGAGCUACAAAGCUCCUUUUCACAGACGUCCGGUAGUUUGGCACGCUGGAGGAAAUAAGCGAAAACCCACGACGCACACAAGGCGGGGUAGACACUACGGCGUCGCACAGAUUGAUUCAGGUAUCCAUUGCUGCACCGCCAUUUCCUGGCCACCUCGUGGGCUUAGCCUGAACCGGAUCGUAUUCCCAAGCACGUGGCCUGCCAUCAAAGCACCAACCAAGGCUCAAUCCCACUUAGUUUGGGAGACCCCGUCGAAAAUCCAGGACAUUUGAGAACCGGGCGCGCGACUUCAUUCUGUGUUUGUUGUGUCAUUCUCCACCACCACCAAAGCGAUGAGAAAUCUCAGCGGCUCCACCACCACGGCCUCCUCGUCAACCACAACGCUGACAUCCAGCGAAGACCAAGGCCACCCGCGGGCCUUCAGGGCGACCGUGGCCGGCGUCUUGCUGCUCGAGAUCGCCCUGGGCCUCGGCAGCAACCUGACGGUGCUGGCCUUUUACGCGCAGCGCCGCUCGCACCUCGUCAACUCUGUGAGCAUCUUCGUGACAGUCAACCUGCACGUGAUCGACGCUCUGCUGUGCGCCGUGUGCGCGCCUCUCAGCGUCGCCUCCUUGCUCUGGGAGGUGGACAGGGAUGAUUGCGGCGGAGAUGGCGAUGGCUGGGGGUGGACAAUCGACGGAGAGCCGCCGCGGUCCAGCACGGUCGCCAGAGGAUCCCAGCUGGCGGUGGCCCACGAGGCGUGCGUGGCCUUCGCGGGCGUGUCCACGGCGGCCAACAUGCUGGCCAUCAGCCUGGACCGCUACGACAUCGCGGUGAGGCCCGCCAAGCGCUUCAUGACGCGGGCGCGCUCCGCGGGCGCCCUCGCCAUCGUGUGGCUCCUCUCCGCGGUCGCGUUCCUCACCCCGUUUCUCGAGUCGAACUUAUCCCCGGCGGCCGACUUCGCCGCGGGCGGCCACGUCGCGUCCGCCUCGAACGCGACGACUUCCAACCGACAGCAGCAGCAGUCCCACCACGACCGCAAUGAGCGGGAACAACAGCUUCAUCAGCGGCAAGAGGAUCAGAAUGCCCCCCUACAUCAUCAGCAACAUCAGCAUCAUUUGCCGAUGAUGAUGGCGGGUUGCCACUGGCUGCGCUACCACCUCGCCCUGCAGAUCCCCAUCUGCGGAGGCACCGCGGUGGCGAUGCUUGUCUUCUACUCGAGACUCGUGCGCGCGCUGCGCAUCAGGGUGGUGCCGAGCCGAAUGGCGCGGCCAGAUUCGCGAGGGCGCAACAGCAGCGGCAACAACAACAACAACCACCACCACCGCCGCCGCUGCCACCACCACCACCGUCGCAGCCGCCACAACAGCAUUGGGAUAAGCGGCUUGGCGCUCGCACGCAACGGAACUCCCAGAGGCGCCAACGUCGCCACCAAUGAGCACCCACCGUCGCGCGUUGCGUGUGCCGCGCGGCGCGAAGGAGCCCGCGGUGGCAGCGGCGGCGGCGGUGCUGGUGGAGGAGGAGCGGGAGGCGUCGGCGCCUCCGUGUCCGUCAUCCUCACCCUCCACCGCGCCAUCAAGCGCUACCGCCAGCGGCGCAAAAACCAGCGGCGCCUCUUCCGGAUGUCCCUCGUCAUCGUCUCCACGUUCGCGCUCUGCUGGCUGCCCCUGACGCUGCUCAACGCCGCGGCGCUCUGGAUGGGGCCCGACCCGCGGGGGGGGUCGUCGCGCGUCGCCCUCGCCCGGCCCAGGGCCGCGUGCCUCGCGGCCGCCUACGCGGGCCCCGUGCUGCACCCGCUGCUCUACGCCUUCUCCAGGCAGAAAGUUCGCCGGGCGCUGGCGGCCCGAGGGGUCGGGGUCGGCCUCGUGGUCGGUCUGGGGCUCGGGGCGGUGAGGCGGCGCGUCGAGGCGUUGCGCGCCGAGGACGCGUCCGUCGGGCGCCCGCUGGUCGAGACUCAACUCGUGGUGGCCCCGCAACCGAGGGCCCAACUCCAACCCGGUCUCUCGGCCGACCCCUAGCUCGGAGGGCUCGGGGGGUUGGUUGGGGGGCCUCACGGCAACCGGAAUCGCUCACGGGGUUCACGCAGCAUGGCGAGGCUAUCGCACCUGCUCCUCAGAGGUGUUUAUUAUCUACAAAACCGUGAUAAUGUAGGUUUUCUUUUUUUGGUCCACGUAACUCCUCCUCCCUCGACUGCUGCACCGGUGUCAAUGACCGAGAGAGAGUUGUCAUUUUGCAAGUGUGCUGCGAUUCUACGAGAUGUCCCGGGAGAAAUGGGACCCUUUGUCGUGGCAAUUCGACCCGUCGGUCCUGGUGCUAGUUUAAUCCGCUCUAACAUUCACAAUAGCACAGCAGGCAACGUGAGCCCCCGUUUCAAAAGGAAUCCAAAUGGAUAGGGAGUUGAUGUUGGGCAGGAUGUGGUGGUGGUGGUGGUGGUGAUGGGGGGCAAGGGGCAGCUCCGUGGAGGAGGAGGAGGAGAGUUAGUGGAGGAGAGAUAGAGACGAUCACGUUUCUCACGUCGAGUACGAAUUGUUGAUAUUUACCCACGAAAUGUGUUUUUACCUAUGGCAACUGUUAUCGUUGUUGAUUACAAAUAAAGGGAAGCAACGAAAAGAAACGGCGGUAAAUUCUAUAUUUUGGUUUGUUUGAAACACUCGGUUUUGGCAACAACAACUACCCCCAACGAAUGCAUUGCAGUAAUACGUCUGCGCGUCGGGGUUGCUUUCCUCUUAGUUUUAAUGUCCAGGAGGUUUUUCCUGGGAUUGUUAUGAAGCGCUGUGGGGCCCUUGUGUGAAUGGCGCUGUAUAAUAUACAAACUGAGUUCCACUUACUGAGUACCUCCCUCAACCUGAACGUCCUUCCCACUCGUCAUUACAUAAACCAGUGGCGUCACUAUCGAGUCGGACAAGGCUCUCCCCCCCCCAUACAUUUCACUCGUUGUACCCGGGAGGGCCCAUGCCCACCACGCUACGCCACGCCACUGGUUGUCAUUCACAAUUUUAUUUUAGCCAACAAAAAAUAAUUUUCUUGGGAUGGCCCAGUGGCACGCGAAAAUCUGGAGGAUACGUCUCAUUAAACGAGGUCACCGCACCGACCUAACAAAAAAAGUUGAGCUUAAUUUUGAGUCGUUACCAACCUAAAGUUUCGUAUCUUGGUAAAAUUAAAAUAGUUUUUUUUUGGGAGUGGUCAGCGUCCACAGGACUAAUAAUUCUUAACGUCGGGGCCCACGGCGUGGAUAGUGAUUUAUCUUUUGAUAUAGGACCCCUCCUUUCCACCGAGGUGUCUGAGAGUGCUGAACAUCACUUCUAAUCUCAAGCAGUUGAAAGGAAAACCUACGGUGACGUCUGUCCCUCUGGGCAACAGGUGACUCAACACGUGACCUGCAAACGGGCAUUAGUCUGCCAGACGGGGCGGAUGACUGCUGUGUGUAAUAGUAAUUAGGACGCAGUAAGAGCUGAUGGUUUAUAAUCCAAUACAAUAACAAAAUUUAAAUUGGCAAUCGAUGUUUCGCCCCUCGAAAACAAAAUCCUUAAAAUAAAAAAGGGAAUCGGGGAAACUGCAAUCGUCCAAAAAUCUGUUAAUUGGGGCGCAUCGCUUCUUGAAGGCGCUAAUUUGUCGUUGAGAGUGGGAUAAUUGGCUCGUGGUGAGACUCAAAGACCUUCUAGUCCGAGCAUUUCCCGUCUUACUUCUCUGCCAAUUGGUACCGCGUGCGACGAAGCUCGGAGGACAAUCUGCGACGGAGCUCACGGGACAAUGUUGUACUGUACUCCUGUGGCGGUGAGAAAGCGUGGAAUUAAAUAAGGCCCUCCCCCUCCGGGUUUUUUAUUUUCUCCGCGCAACGCGUGGGCUGUCUACCGCUGCUUAAGCGCCACACGCGCAGUGGACAGACACGCCGCUGGCUUGCCACGAUGGCCGGCUGUAGUAGUUCGUCGUGCACGGUAGGAAACCUGGGGGUUGGUGGAUCACGCACCGUGAUAUUACUCCCACCGCCGAACGGCCAUGCCACUCUGUGG
Messenger RNA from Petromyzon marinus (sea lamprey), 4362 nucleotides. Its product is annotated as G-protein coupled receptor 22-like. Gene Ontology annotation, biological process: cellular response to hormone stimulus; G protein-coupled receptor signaling pathway. Gene Ontology annotation, molecular function: peptide binding; G protein-coupled receptor activity. Gene Ontology annotation, cellular component: plasma membrane. The record is from RefSeq and is a predicted model, not a curated record. Lineage: Eukaryota; Metazoa; Chordata; Hyperoartia; Petromyzontiformes; Petromyzontidae.